This is a messenger RNA of Cantharellus anzutake, 1461 nucleotides long. RefSeq lists its product as uncharacterized. The record is from RefSeq and is a predicted model, not a curated record. Gene Ontology annotation, molecular function: metal ion binding. The transcript has 3 exons. Lineage: Eukaryota; Fungi; Basidiomycota; Agaricomycetes; Cantharellales; Hydnaceae. The coding region runs from base 317 to 1147 and encodes 276 amino acids.
AUGAGGAUGUUAAGCUGCCAUUCUCCCAAACGCACAUAACGAGCACAAAGCGUGUAAUUAGAGUCUUGUCGGACAUCAAAACACAACGGCAACAGGCGGGAGUCAUCUUGGCGCUUCGCUCCGACCCAACUGCCUCCUCAACCGUUUCUUUUCCCUGUCACCAAAGUAUCCUUUCCCCUACGAGACCAUCCCGAUUCGGGCCUAUUCAGGCCCUUGGUUUGAUUGCGGAGGUUACGGAAUAACGCGUCUGUUGGUUGACUGAUUGCAGCUUCAUUUGAGGACCUGAUUUCUCCGACAAUACUGAGGCAAAUCAUAUAUGUACGAGCCUAUUGGGUCUUGCGCAAUAUGUGCGGACGUCUUAAUGAACCCCUGUGCUUUACCUUCUUGUGGGCAUGUAUUCUGCUUCGAAUGUCUGAAUCAGUAUCUUGGGGCCGCUUCUUCUCUCAGCUCGCGACAACGACCACCAAAGGGAUGUCCUAUGUGCAGGAAGCCAGCUGGCCAUUCCCCGCCGAUAAAACUCUUCGUUGAGCCGUUGGAGAAAUCACUGACAGGGCCGACUCGAAGUGCGAAAGCAGCUGUCACCACACGUUCAGAAUCUAAUUCCCAAGAGACAAACACAAAGUCCUGGGCUGAAGCAACCAUUCCUGUACCCCUAUUCGCGCUGGUUCAUGUCAAGAACCUUCAGAAUGACCUCGCUGCACUUCGUUCCGAAUACGAACGCACUCAAGUUCAACUCCAAACGGCAGACAACCGAGUACAGGACCUCCAGGCUCGCAUUGGGGAGAAGGAGAUUGCAAUUGAUGACAUCUCUCGACAAGUUCAGGUAGUUCGAUGUGUUGCGCAAAGGAAUGCUGCCGAAGCUUCAUCGAUGCGAAGUAGCCUUGAGCACAGUCAGGGCGAGCUUAGCACGACGCAACUUCAACUCGCUGAGGCGAGACUGGAGAUUGAAAUGUUGAGACGAAUUCUAGCCACAAUCCAGCAUAAAAGCGCUGGCACCGAUGGAUACAUCAACACUUGGCUUGAAUUUGCAUCUUUGAUGGGAAACACUAAUACCAGAAUUCAAGCGUUGGAUGGCGUGUUGUACACCUCGAACGGGCCUGAACUCACGGACACAACGAGUGGCACAAAUGAACAAAGUGUAUCAUAACCGAGCCCUCCAGGGCAACAUUGCCUCCCCCCCUUCUGUUCAUCACUCACAAUUGUCGCCAGCAGGCUAGAAGAUCGCACUAACACCGCAUUCUCACGAACCCGCCCUCCCCACAUCCCGUUGGCCUUCUUCCUUUCUUCUCGGACUGUCCUUGUACUACUGUGCUCCUGUACUUGCCGUGCCGCCUGUGUAUCUCGCGCGUGUACGAUAGUUCUUACCAUUGGGAUCGCGGUACCGCCAGCGUAUGUUCGUGGAUCGCCUAGUUCAAGACCAACAGGCGAUCGGAAGGACAAAAGAUAUUCAAGAGUCCUCUG